Eleginops maclovinus (Patagonian blennie) is the source of this 8376-nucleotide messenger RNA. It is a transcript of the gene daam2, whose product is annotated as dishevelled associated activator of morphogenesis 2. The transcript has 27 exons. Gene Ontology annotation, molecular function: actin binding; small GTPase binding. The coding region runs from base 822 to 4034 and encodes 1070 amino acids. Lineage: Eukaryota; Metazoa; Chordata; Actinopteri; Perciformes; Eleginopidae. The record is from RefSeq and is a predicted model, not a curated record. Gene Ontology annotation, biological process: negative regulation of oligodendrocyte differentiation; regulation of non-canonical Wnt signaling pathway; positive regulation of canonical Wnt signaling pathway.
AAACACUGUACAGUUAUAAUAUAUUGAGCUGUAGAACCAUGCAUUGCAAUACACUGUAAGACAUGGUUAUAAGACAUUUUCAUCUCAGGUGUCAGUGAUUUUGAAAAUAUGUUAAAAUUGCACAAAAGAAAAACGUGUUUAAAUGAAGGAAAUGUUUUAUUCAAAAGUGUUCCCCAGCAGAUUUUGUUCAACCUUGCUUGACAUGUUCCAGUUAUGACUUGGAGUAACUGGAGUGGAGUGUGGUCAUCCUCACCUUGCACACACAGUGAGUGAGUGACAGACAGACAGACAGACACACAGACAGACACACAGACAGACACACAGAGGGACAGACAGGCGGACAGAGGGACAGGCAGGCAGAGUGCGGUAGCUUUAAGAGGGGAGGCGUGGUGCUGCUGUUGUGACCGACUUGUCAGUGCCUCCACUCUCCACUACCACUCUGUUGAAUGAGCAGCCCCGUACAGUCACUACAGGGCAUCGGCUCUAUUUAUCCAGCAAGCCGCCGCCACACUCAAUGUUGGCCAUAUUAGUGCUGUGACAGCGUCCAGGGAUUACUAUCAUCGAGCAGACAUCGUUUCUCCGCAAAGACGCUGGAAGGUUGUUUGCCAGGAUCAAAUUCUUGCCAAAGAAGCUUACAUUUCUCAACACUAACAAUCCAGAUGUCCUCAGUGGCUGGACACCCCAUUGAAAGCCUAGCAGAUGAUCAUGCCCCCUAGAUAGCAGCCUCGUCCUCCUCUCCACUCCCCCUCCCUGCCCCUCGGCCCCUUCCUCUACCUUCCUGGUCCAGCACCAUCACUGCCAACCGUGUCGCUACAGCCGCCAUGCCGCCCAGGAAGAGGACGCGGCCAGGCCUGGGCUUCCUGUGCUGCUUUGGCAGCAGCGAGCCUCCGGAGAUCAACCUCAAGGACAGCGUGCCUCUCCAGCUGCUGGAGUUCAGCGCCCCCAUGCCGCCCGCCGAGGAGCUGCUAGCACGUUUCUCCGAACUGGUGGAUGAACUGGACCUCACGGACAAGAACAGGGAGGCCAUGUUCGCUCUGCCCGAUGAAAAGAAAUGGCAGAUCUACUGCAGCAAGAAGAAGGAACAAGAGGAUCCCAACAAGCUUGCGACCAGCUGGCCUGACUACUACAUCGACCGCAUCAACUCCAUGGCUGCUAUGCAGACCCUGUUUGCCUUUGACGAGGAGGAAAUGGAAAUGAGGAACAAGGUGGUGGAAGAUCUGAAGACAGCCCUUCGGACUCAGCCAAUGAGGUUUGUCACGCGCUUCAUCGAGCUCGAUGGCCUCACCUGCCUGCUCAACUUCCUGCGCAGCAUGGACUACGAGACGUCGGAGAGCCGCGUCCACACCUCGGUCAUCGGCUGCAUCAAGGCCCUGAUGAACAACUCCCAGGGCCGCGCACACGUACUCGCACAUCCUCAGAGCAUCAACACCAUCUCCCAGAGCCUGCGGACGGAGAACAUCAAGACCAAAGUAGCCGUGCUGGAGAUUCUCGGGGCGGUGUGCCUGGUGCCCGACGGACACAAGAAGGUUCUACAGGCCAUGGCGCACUACCAGAAAUACGCUGCGGAGAGGACUCGCUUUCAGACGCUGCUGAAUGAGCUGGACAAGAGUACAGGACGCUACAGAGACGAGGUCAACUUAAAGACUGCCAUCAUGUCCUUCAUCAACGCUGUGCUCAAUGCUGGAGCAGGGGAGGACAACCUUGAGUUCCGACUCCACCUAAGAUACGAGUUCCUGAUGUUGGGCAUCCAGCCGGUCAUCGACAAGCUCAGAGAGCAUGAGAACGCCACUCUGGAUAGGCAUUUGGAUUUCUUUGAGAUGGUGCGGAAUGAAGAUGACUCAGAGUUAGCCAAAAGAUUUGAUACUUCCCACGUUGAUACUAAGAGUGCCGGUGCCAUGUUUGAGCUGAUCAAGAAGAAGCUGAGCCACUCAGAUGCGUACCCCAACCUCCUGUCCAUCCUCCAGCACUGCCUCCAGAUGCCCUAUAAACGUGGUGGUGGCAGCCUGCAGCACUGGCAGCUCUUAGACAGGAUCCUCCAGCAGAUAGUCCUGCAGGACGAGAAGGGCGACCCCGACAUCGCCCCUCUGGAAAACUUCAGUGUUAAGAACAUAAUUCGCAUGUUGGUCAAUGAGAACGAGGUGAAACAGUGGCGAGAACAGGCAGAGAAGUUCAGGAAAGAUCAUUUAGAGCUGCUAGGUAAACUAGAGAAGAAGGAGCGAGAGUGUGAAACCAAGACCCAGGAAAAGGAUGACAUGAUGAAGACAUUGAACAAAAUGAAGGACAAACUCCAGCGUGAGGGAGUGGAGCUGCGCUCUGCCAGGGAGCAAGUCCAUGACCUGUCCUCACGUAUCAAUGACAUAUCUGGGAUUGGUGUGUCUUUUCCGCCUCCUCCUCCUGGCGGCCCCAUGGCUCCACCUCCACCACCUAUGAUGGGUGGCUGUCCACCACCUCCUCCUCCGCUGCCAUUUAGCUGCCCACCUCCUCCCCCACCUCCUCCCCCACCUGGAGCACCGCCUCCUCCACCAGGAGCCCCUCCCAUUUUCGGAGCUCCGCCUCCUCCUAUUCCCUCUUCAUUGAACUCCACCAUGCGCUCCAAGUCCAUCCCUACGCCUUCUCAUCCUCUGAAGUCCUUCAACUGGGCCAAACUAGGAGAGAAUGUGAUCAACGGCACAAUCUGGAAUGACAUCGAUGACCUGAGAGCUUUCAAGAUUCUUGACCUCAAGGACAUCGAGAAGAUGUUUUCCGCCUAUCAAAGACAACAGGAGCUGCUCACUAACCAAUCCUUCAAACAGAAAGAGACGGGCUCUAUGGAUGACAUAUACGUGAGCACGCGGAAGGUCAAGGAGCUGUCAGUCAUCGAUGGCCGACGUGCACAGAAUUGUGUCAUUCUUCUUUCAAAGUUAAAAAUGAGCAAUGAAGAGAUCAAGAGGGCGAUCCUGGAGAUGGACGAGAGGGAAGAGCUGUCCAAAGAUAUGCUGGAGCAGCUGCUGAAGUUUGUCCCAGAGAAGAGUGACAUUGAUCUCUUGGAGGAGCACAAACAUGAGCUGGAGCGCAUGGCAAGGGCAGAUCGCUUCCUCUUUGAAAUGAGCAGAAUUGACCACUACCAGCACAGACUGCAGGCUCUGUUCUUUAAGAAGAAGUUUGCAGAGCGUCUAGGUGAAACCAAGCCUAAGGUUGAAGCAAUCCUGAAUGCAUCCAAGGAGGUGGUGCGGAGCAAGAGGCUGACUCAGAUCCUGGAGGUGGUGCUGGCCUUUGGCAACUUCAUGAACAAGGGCCAGAGAGGAAACGCCUACGGCUUCAAGGUCUCCAGUCUCAACAAGAUCGCUGACACCAAGUCCAGCAUAGACAGGAACAUUACCAUGUUGCACUACUUGAUCAUGAUCAUGGAGAAGAACUACAAUGACACGCUGCACAUCCAGAACGAUCUUGGCAGUGUACCCGAGGCUGCCAAAGUCAAUUUGUCAGAGUUGGAAAAAGAGGUGCACAAUAUCAGAAGUGGACUGAAGGCUCUCGAGGCGGAGCUACUCUACCAGCAGAGCAGGACGAGGGAACGCGGGGACAAGUUUGUGGCUGUGAUCGGAGACUUCAUCACCGUGGCUGGCUUUAGCUUCUCUGAACUGGAGGACCAGCUGAGCGAAGCCAAGGACAAGUUUACCAAAUCUCUGAAGCACUUUGGGGAGGAAGAAGGGAGGAUGCAGCCCGAUGAGUUCUUUGGGAUCUUUGACACCUUCUUACAGUCGUUCAGUGAGGCGCGGCAGGACCUGGAGAACAUGCAGCGCCGUAAAGAUGAGGAGGAGAGGAGGGCACGAAUGGAGGCCAUGCUCAAGGAGCAGAGGGAGCGGGAGCGGCGGGCCAAGAAAAGCGGCGCUUCAGAUGAGGUCGGCGGGGAGUUUGACGACCUGGUGUCGGCACUGCGCUCUGGUGAGGUCUUUGACAAGGACCUGAACAAAUUCAAGCGAAACCGCAAGCGCUCCGUCAACCAGCUGGUGGAGGGCGGGGGCCGCGAACGAGCUGUCACAAAGGUCAAUUACUAGGUUGGGAAAAAGGAAGGACAAAAAAUAAAAAACUAGACACUUAAAUACUGCCGUGGUGUAGAUCUCUUAACACCUUUAGUCCAGGUCCUGGAAUAGCGACCAUUGACAUUGGAGAGGAUGUAAGUAACGGCUGGACUGGACAUGUAGCGUCAUGUAUGGACAGCCAAGCCGUUUUGAAGGAUGCAUCACCCUCCUCUGAUUGGUCUCCAAAAGCUAUUCCUAACUGUUUGUCCUGGGCAUUAUAUUUGGAUCUAAUGGAUGGACAGACAGACCACUGUGACACAUAAUCCCGCCAUCUUUUGACCAUAUCCUCUUAACACUGUGCUCAAGCUUCCUGCUCUCUACCACUCCCUGUUUUUCACUGCUCCUUUUCCCUUUCCUCUGUAAGAUCCUCGGUGAUGGAGCGGCCCUAUCUUUUUACUCACUGGCUCCAAAAAAACAUGGGACUUUGGGAUCAGCCAGUCACAUUGUACAUAGACUUUAGGGCCAGAGAAAGCAUUGGAAAAAGAAGGUGGGAACAGGGAAGUAAGCCAUAGCCUUCACAGUCAUGGUUGAUUCAAGUGUCCCCCGGAAUGAGACGCAUUGCAUCCGCAGAAUGGAUGGGUAUUCAUAACACUUCCUUCACUGAAAAGAGGGGAUUGUAGUCAGCAAAUCCCAGAAUGAUUUGUAGGCAUCUGAAAGAUUUCAUCCCAGCGGCCUCCUCCAGCGCACAGCAUUCCCAGGAAGGAUGUACGUACAUCCCAAGCUGCGAUUUUAAGAGAAUACUGUUUUCAAGGAAAAACUCAAAAGUGAUGACUUUGCCACAAUGGUCAAUCCUCACCUACACUCCUAAAUGGUUUCGACAUUGUUCUGGCAUUAACCCGUGCCAAAGCAAAGAGAAAACAAAUGUACAUGUAUUAAUAGAAAACAUACUGCAAUUAGGCGUUGAUAUAUAUUUAUAUUUAGAUGCAGACAAGCUAAUUGCAAAGAUGUAGAGGUUUUUUUCAUGUUUUCAUGGCAUUUUGGGGUUUUGUACACGCAAUGCAUUAUUUGUCGGUGUUGCAAGUUCACAUUGCUGUUAAAGUGAAUUUCUAUACAUUUUGCGCUUUAUGUAAAAAAAAAGAUAAUUGCUUGUCCUUUUCACACCUGUAUGUCUUGUUUGCACUGUAGCUCUUCUGACCAACUUUACACUCCAUGAGCCGAUCUAUUGGGUCCUCUGGAAAAAAGUCCUCUGUAAUUCAAUUACCUUCCCCUAGAAUAAAGUUAACGAAGGAAUGCCAUGUAUGAAUUUCAAUCAAAAUUUAAGUUAAACUACUGCUUGAUCACUCGGUUAGUACAGAGGCCCAAAAACUGGGAUUGCCAUUUUUGUUUUCUGAUGCGUUAUCGUGAAAUCACAAGUUACAUUUUUCGCCAUAUCGAGAAAAAACAAGCUUUGCUAUCUCCAGAUAAUCAACCCGUUAUCACAAGGAAACAAAAGCUUAUUUUAUUUUAAAAUGUAUGUUUAUGGAAUCAGGAGUACAAUGCAUAUAUAUAUGACAACUUGACAACUAAAGCAUCUGAUUUAAGCUUAAAAGUCAGAUCAUGGAGACCUAUUAUUAAUCAACGCAUCAGAUUGUAGUUCAAUCUAACUGAAAUGGAGUUGUGUCUAACUGACAGACAUAAUAUUCACAUGAACCAUAUUAAUAUAAGGAGAAGAACAAUAAAAAAAUAUGUACUUUUCAGGCUUAUAACGCAAUAUUUUUGUCCAUUUUUAUUUAAGUUUGCAUUGUAAUGUCAGACAAACAGUCUGAUCAGACUGUCAUUGCAAAGUCAGGGUACAAUAAAGCACUUAUAGCACCUCAGAGAGUGUCAUAGAAAACAAUCCUGUCUUUCCUUCCAUCUUCUCUCAGAUUUCCACAUCCUGUUGCCAACCUAGAUCUCUUUUCUUUACGUUUUUACCGUAUUCAUUCUUUAAUAUUUGAAUGCAUUUCUAAAUUGUUAUAUGCAGAAGAGGAUUAUGACCACAAGUGAAUUCAUUUUGAGUUCUGAGAUUACAGUCAGAAUUCUGGAGAAAAAAGUCUGAAUUCUCAGAAGUAAAAAAAUCACAUGUGGCCCUAAUCCUCCUCCGUAGGUAGCGGUAGGCAUGACCAAGGCUGCAAACCAUUUUAGUUAUUCCAUCUGUAUUGCAUGGUACAGCACAGCAUUGGGCGAUGUGAUGUCCAACAGAACAGUAGGAAAAUUGGACUUGGUCUUCUUUGGAGCAGAUAAAAAGAAAAAGGACAAAUCUUGUGUUUAAUUUGUUUGAAUGCAAGUGUCCUUAUUAGGGUAAUAUCCAGGAGCUGUUGUGCCAAACAGCUCCUGGAUCAGUUGGAAAGGGGUUGGAUUUACGUGGUUGUUCUCAUAGUAACAGUUACAGUUAAACCCAAAUAACUCAUGUAUCACUCUAUAUUAGAAACUAUUUUAUUGCACUUGUCUCAAUAAGCACUUUGUGUCUUAACAGUAGUUUUAAAACACACAAAAGAAGACAUUUCCAAUUGAUUAUUGAGCAGUGUUUCUCAACAGACUGUACUAAAGUAGUAAUGGCUAUCCCAGUUUGUCUCUCCAUUCAUUUGGCCAGCUUUUUCUGUUGUGUUUUUAUUUUCACCUUGAAGUGCCUCUCACCUGUUUUCACACAUGUACCAUUCCUACCAUUGUGUUUGUGGCUUUCCAAAAUAAUUUGGGUUUGCUAGCUAAAUGCAGCCUGGACCCUGGACUAAUCGGUGCCAUCUGGUGGCCUCAGAUGUGCACUUUCAUGUUCCACCUGACGUCACAAGCUAAUAACAGCAGCUCUCCAAAGGAUAACAUAAUGUGGCCCUUCAGAAGAGUAUAAGGGCCAGGCAUAAGUCAGGAGGACAUUGUUAUUAUUUUUUUACUUUUUUAAAGUCGAACAUUGUGUUUAUGUGUUUUGAGUUGAGAAGAUUUAUUCUUAAAAGUUUAACCUUCUCUAUAGUUUGACAAUUUUAAAUCUAUUCUCGGUAUUUCGACUCUAUUGUCAACAUAAUUCUUAAAAACAACAUUUAUUAUUUUCCACCUCUUACCUGGCCAUAAUUCUCUUCCGUAGGCAUCUGACCCCAGCUCUAGGCUUAAGCUCACCAAAGUUUCCUAAAUUUAAAUCCGGCAGGUGUACUACACUAUGACUGCCAUGUGAUUAGGGAUGUUCGACCUACUACUUGUACAGAGAAAAUUAUUUUUCCUCUAAACUUUUAUUUAUUCCAUCCUUUAUCAUUGCAGAGAAACCUCAUCCUACCACGUUUAUAGUCCUUUAUUUUUUUUGCAGAGUGAUCCUGCUACAUGAGGGAGAGCAGAGAGGAUCUUUAAGUUCCUAUGUCCCACACUUUAGAGAGUAACCAGUAACCCAAAUAGAAUAACAAUGACAUACGAUUGCUUAUUCUCUAACCAGCAUCUCAUGUUUAUUUGAGCUAUUCGAUUUCUUAACCUCUUCCCCUUUGUCUUUCCGGUAAACCAGAGUUGGUUUAUCAGACUGUGCUAGCCCCUCUAAACUCUUAAUCCAGAGCUUUAACAUGUUUUGAGGUGCAAACUAUUUACUGAGGGGUAUUGUAAUAUUGUCAGUAUUAUUAGGAUUAUGUUGUUACAUGCUUGGAUGUUUAUUCAGCCAUUGACUGGCUGAUUUUGGAGUGUACAGAUGGAAAUCAGAGGAAUGAAAUUAGUAGCUUGUUUAAUGCACUUUUGUCAGGGGACAUUUUAAUUUCCAGUGCCGUUUUGAGGGCUGCGACCACUCUUAAAAAAAGGAGAAGGGUGCAACAAAAGAGUGGUGCAAAAAACAAUUGUGUGAAGAUGAAGAGAAAAGAAGGGCACGCAAGCUUUUGACUCUGCUGAAUUAACAGAGUUUUGAACCCCCACCAGUCUGGGUCACCUGUAUACAGAAAAGUGUUUUUCUGACACCGCCACAUUACUGUCAAAUCAUGCACUUGGCGUCGACCUGCAUGCCUAAAGAAGGGUGCACAAAGUGUGAUGUGUUGACUUUAUUAGAAUAUUGCUUGCAAUAUGAUACGCACCUGUUACACGACAAUUUGUACUGCCUGAGAAAAAUGCACCCAGUUUCAGAUGUUGUAUUAUUGUGAGGAGUCAGUAUUUUUAUGGUUGGAAAGAAAAAGUAUCCUCCACCGAAAGAUGUACAGAGGGGGGAAAAAAGCAUUUUGUACACCAGUCUUGAUGUUUGAAAUAAGGUAAUAAAUCAAAUAAAGACAAAUAAUUAAAACAUUGAGGAAUGUUUCAUUUUCCUGUAAAUUGUACCGCUAUUUAUUUGCCUUAUUUAGUUUGCUAUAUUUUGUAUGUACACACAGCAUUAUGACACAUUGUUAUAUUAAAAAUAUGAAUAAUUAAA